AUGUUCGGCUUCGGCACUUACACCCUCGCGCUCGGCCGCAACCAACACAACUGGUUCCUAGUCCUCAUAUACCCCAGCGAGAGCAAAGUCGUCGAGAUCGCCGUAAACGCAAGCCCGACCGGCGAGUACCAGAUGAACAUGGUCGAAGUCCCCAGCCAUGACUGGCAUCUGCUGCGCCGGAACAUCCGAUUCCAGACCGUCGCGAGACUCAGUCCCAACGAGCUCGCCACCUGUCUUGUACCCUGCUUCGAUCAGACCGAGCCCGGACCCCAACGGUUUUACAUUAUCCGCUUACUGCGCCGUCUCGCGAGCGCGCCGUAUGGGAUUGGGAGCUUGAGGCUUGUUGAUGAGAUUCAGAGGGCUGUGGGGGGUGCGGCCGGGUAG
This is a messenger RNA of Aspergillus mulundensis, 384 nucleotides long. RefSeq lists its product as uncharacterized. The record is from RefSeq and is a predicted model, not a curated record. The transcript has a single exon. Bases 1 to 384 code for a protein of 127 amino acids. NCBI's taxonomy places the organism in Eukaryota, Fungi, Ascomycota, Eurotiomycetes, Eurotiales, Aspergillaceae.